Messenger RNA from Penicillium malachiteum, 1617 nucleotides. Its product is annotated as putative general amidase. The transcript is spliced from 3 exons. The record is from RefSeq and is a predicted model, not a curated record. NCBI's taxonomy places the organism in Eukaryota, Fungi, Ascomycota, Eurotiomycetes, Eurotiales, Aspergillaceae. The coding region runs from base 1 to 1617 and encodes 538 amino acids.
AUGACUAUUUCUACGUGGCAGGAGAAAGCUUCCGCUAAGCGGACUGAAGCCGACGCCAAGAUCCCUUCCGAAUGGAGAUUGUCUGCAGAUAUUCUGGAGAAAGUCCAUGAUGAACGUGGAUCUGUUCUUGAUAUCCCAGCGAGCUGUGGUCUCCUAAGUGAAGCAGAGAUCCUCAUCACUGAGAUUGCCGAUGCCACCGCGCUUCGAGACAAGUUGGCCUCUCGUCAACUUAGCGCUAUUGAUGUCGCAACUGCAUUCUGCAAACGCGCUGCCAUUGCGCAGCAGAUCACAUCUUGCCUCACCGAGACCAUGUUUCCGCAAGCUCUUGCCAGAGCGAAGGAGCUUGAUGACUACUUCCAGACGCAUGGUAAACCAUUCGGCCCACUUCAUGGUGUUCCCAUCAGUCUAAAAGACUCAUUCAACGUGAAAGGCGUCCAAUCUUCACUCGGAUUCGUUUCCUUUUUGGAUAACCCACCCGCUACAGAGAAUUCCGUUUUGGUGGAUAUUCUUCUCAAGGCAGGAGCUGUGCUCUAUGUCAAGACCAACAUUCCUCAGACCAUGAUGACCGCUGACUCCGAGAACAACGUGUUCGGUCGUGUUUUGAAUCCCCACAGUGGUAGUCUGACUGCUGGAGGAAGCAGUGGUGGUGAAGGCGCAUUGGUGGCACUUCGAGGGUCUAUUUUGGGGAUUGGGACUGACAUUGCGGGGUCGAUUCGUAUCCCGUCUCUGUGUUGCGGGACUGUAGGGUUCAAACCGAGCGCCGGUCGUGUGCCAUAUGCUGGUCAAACUAGUCCCUCCCGACCUGGCUCUCCCGGAUUUCCAGCAGUCGCUGGGCCCCUUUGCCAAUCUGUCCGUGAUGCUGAGAUGCUUCUUCGUAUUGUUUUCGACGAGCCGAGCGAUGAUAUGGAUGAUAUGACCCUAGGAUUCCCUUGGAUGGAGCCUACUAAAUCGGACAGGCUCACAAUCGGUGUCUUACCAGAGGAUGCCCGAGUUCCACUUCAUCCAAACAUGCAGCGUACACUGAAAACUGCUGUCCAAAAGCUGGAAGAUGCGGGACAUAAGAUCGUCGAUCUGUCUGAUCAAGUUUCCUUCUUGGCAUCGGCAGCUCAGGUUGCAUUCCGUUUCUUCCUCCUGGAUCCGGACCAAACGGCUAUUCAGCAUAUCAGCAGAAGUGGUGAGCCAUUUAUUGAGUCUCUCAAUGUGACAUACAAGCUUGAUCAGCCAAAGGGCCCAGAGCCAACUCUUCGGGAAAUAUUUGAACUGAAUCAAGCCAAGCUGGAAAUUAUGGCCCAAAUGCGCCGAUUGUAUCUUAAUAACAAGCUCGAUGCUAUCAUCGGGCCUGGAUACCAGGGCACUGCAGUUCCCCAUGACACUUAUGGUCUUCCAGUUUACACUGUCAUCGCUAAUUUAGUUGACAGCCCUGCGUGCAUUAUCCCUUUCGGCAGGUCGAAUGAGGCUGCGGAUGCCGCGUUCAUUCGCGAUGUCGAAUAUGAACCUCCCUAUCUUCCCAAGGAAGUUGAAAAUAUGCCCUGUCACGUCCAGCUGGUCGGACGGCGACAAAAAGACGAAUCUCUCUUGCAUCAUGCAAAGAUCGUAGAAGCUAUAUUAGCGGAGUGA